Letharia lupina is the source of this 1425-nucleotide messenger RNA. RefSeq lists its product as uncharacterized. The coding region runs from base 1 to 1425 and encodes 474 amino acids. The transcript has 3 exons. Gene Ontology annotation, molecular function: FAD binding. Lineage: Eukaryota; Fungi; Ascomycota; Lecanoromycetes; Lecanorales; Parmeliaceae. The record is from RefSeq and is a predicted model, not a curated record.
AUGUCCAAAAAAUUGUCCGUCUAUUCGACUCAAGCAAGCCAUUCGGGACAAAUGAUACAAACAGAUGCCGCUAACAAUUUUUGGGAACAGAUCGAAUAUGCUUAUCAUCAAAACAUAUCAUUUCUCGGCACGGGCGGCGGGCACGGCUACUCAGCAACUCUGGAUACGGUCGAGAACGGAAUUGAGAUCGACCUUGGCCAUUUCAAUACCGUCUCCAUCGAUAAAGACGCCAAUACCAUGACAGUCGGCGGAUCCGUUCACUUUGCCAACAUUACAGGGCUGUUGUACGACGCUGGAAAAGAGUUUCGUUUGUUCACAGAGGUUGGCUCAUGCUCCUGCGUCGGCUUAGUCGGAGCUUCACUUGGCGGCGGUGUUGGACCCUACGGAGGUUUGCACGGUUUACAGCUCGACGCUCUUCAAUCGGUCAGAAUGGUAACAGGUACUGGCUCUCUUGUCAAUGUUUCAGCGACAAGCCAUCCCGAUCUGUGGUGGGGCAUGCGAGGCGCGGGUUUCAAUUUCGGCAUCGUCACGUCAGCCACGUACCAAGUCUACACUUUCACAAACAACGGCCAAGCCAUGAGCGCAGAUUUUAGGUUCCAUGCCAGUCAGAACGCAUCCCUCUACGAGUUCGCGCGGUCUUAUACUGGCAAAUUACCGGACGCCUUCUCAAUAGACAUAGCAAUCGCCUACAACGAGGCAUUCGGAGGCACAUAUCUUUUCGCCAACUUCAUCUACGCUGGCCCAUUGGAAGAGGGCAUGGCGCUCAUCCAGCCAAUAAUAGAACUCGGGCCAUUCGACCAAAACAUCACCAUGAUCCCGUGGAAAGACAUCGAGACCUCGUCCAAAUUCGGCAUCGACGCCCUCGCCUGCAUCAAAGGAAACUUCCACAGCGUCUGGGGCCUGAAUCUCUACCAAAUCGACGUACCAACCCUCAUCGACGCAGUCAGCUACAUGGACACCGUCUACGCGCAGUACCCCGACUUCCGCGAAGCAUUCCUCGCAAUCGACAUGUAUGCCUCUCGGGUCAUCGAGUCUGUCCCCGACGACGCAACCGCCUAUCCAUACCGCAACGCUGUCGCACGCUUGUGGGUCACCUUUUUCCUCACCCCCCCCAUUCCCACCAAAGAACUAACGACCGUCUCCCCAAACCUUAGCCUCCUCGACGUCGGCUUCCCAAACAGCUCCUUCGCCACCGCCGCAUCCCAAGUCGGCCGCGACGCUCGCAGUCUCUUCGUCCCGACGAGUGGCGCUAGCACCAGCAACAUCGAAGUCUACGUCCACUACGGGCACGGCGACGAAGGGCAGCUGGGAUGGUACACUGAACGCAAGCUGCCGCGGCUGAAUGCGCUCAAGAAUGAAUAUGAUCCUAACAAGCUAUUUUCGCACUACAAUGCGUUGGAAGCGACUUAUGACGUGCCCAAGUAG